This is a messenger RNA of Panonychus citri (citrus red mite), 1693 nucleotides long. RefSeq names its product MOB-like protein phocein. The record is from RefSeq and is a predicted model, not a curated record. Gene Ontology annotation, cellular component: cytoplasm. NCBI's taxonomy places the organism in Eukaryota, Metazoa, Arthropoda, Arachnida, Trombidiformes, Tetranychidae.
UUUUUAUUUCUUAUCAAAUUAAAUUAAUCAACAUUUCUUUUUUGGUAUGUUUGCAGUUUAGAUUAGAAUUUGGUUGAAAUUGGUCAACUAAUCUAUUUAAUGGAAUUGGAUUAACGUUCCUGUUUUCCUGUUUAUCAUUUAAUUUUAUAAAAAUUCAAUUUCCUUUGCUUAUUAACUUGUCAAGUCUAUUGAGUUUAAUUUUUUUGUUUUCUCUCAAUUGAGUUGUUUUUAAAUUUUCUUCGCAUCUUAUUUUUUUGUGAUUGGUGGUGCUAAUGUGAUUUCUUUUGGUGUUAAUAACCUGAAAGAUCACGAAAAAGAAUUUAGAGACAAAACGAGAGGAGAAGGAGACACAAUUGGAGAGAUAAAGAUUGAAAAUUGAGAAAAGUGAAGGAGUGAGAAAGUGAUAGAGAGAAAGAGAGAGAGAGAGAAAGGUAAAGGUAAAGGUAAAAAUAAUUAUGAUGACAGUUGCUGGUAGAAUAUUUCGACGCAAUUCCAAAGGAAUAAAAAGUAUUGAAUUUAAUGAUUGGGCCGAUGAAUCGUUUGAAGAUAUGGAUUCAACUUUGGCAGUACAACAGUUAAUUCAACAAUCAAUUCGCUGUAAUACUUCAAAUAUUGAUGAAAUAUUAUCACCACCGGAGGGUCAAGAUGAAGGAACCUGGAAAUAUGAGCAUCUUCGUCAAUUUUGUAUGGAAUUAAAUAAAUUAGCUGUUAAAUUACAGAAAGAAUGUCUUCCCGAGAUGUGUAUACAAAUGACCGCAACGGAGCAAUGGAUUUUCUUGUGUGCAGCCCAUAAAACACCGAAAGAAUGUCCUGCCAUAGACUAUACCCGUCAUACAUUGGAUGGAGCUUCUUUAAAUAAUACAAAAUAUUUUCCUUCUCGAGUAACCAUGAAGGAAUCAUCUGUUAGUAAAUUAGGUUCAGUGUGUCGACGAGUAUAUCGGAUAUUUGGUCAUGCAUAUUUUCACCAUCGAAGUGUUUUCGAUGAGUUUGAGAAUACAAGUCACCUUUGUAAACGAUUUACAAUAUUUGUAACAAAAUAUAAUCUCAUGUCAAAGGAACAUUUAAUUGUACCAAUAUUGGCACCGGAAGUAUCAGAAGUCCCAGAAGCUGCUGAAGAAAGUGAAGCUUAAAAAGGAUACUCAAUUUUUCACCAACAUGGGAAACAUUUGAUAAUCGAAAAUUUCAAUCCAAUCGUCUAAAGGAAAAACAACAACAACAACAACAACAAAAUCAACAUCAACAUCAAUUUCUACAAAAACAUCCACAAUAGCAUCACAAUAACAACAUUUUCAACAACAACAUCUACAGCAUCAACAACAAUUAACCUGAUAAUUUACUCCAAUAUGAAAAAACACCAAUAUCUUAAUAAGUUGACAAGAUUUUAUCAAAAAAUUCUGCUCAUGGAACCAGUUACAAGAUAAUUAAUCUUCCGGUUCAAAACAUUAUGUUGAUUUUUCCACGAUCAACUUUUAUCAAAUCAACAUCUUCAACCUUUGACUUAAAUCAAAAAUGAGAAACAAAACAAAUUCAACCCUCUUCAAGUGUCCACACUGUAACAUUCAUAGAGAAAUUUACUAAUUGUCAUCAAAAAUCUAAAGCUUAUUGAUAUUAAAUUGUAUCAUUAUGUUUACCCUGAAGUUGAAUGAUUAAAAGAAUACAAAAUGACUAAUUAAACACAAAUAUCAUCUAAAAA